GGAAGAUCGUGAAGAAGAGGACGAAGAAGUUCAUUCGUCCUCAAUCCGAAAGGAAGAUAUGUGUGAAGCCAAACUGGAGGAAGUGGAAGGGUAUCGAUUCCCGCGUUAGGUGUAGGUUCAAGGGAACGACGUUGAUGCCAAAUAUUGGUUAUGGGUUGAACAAGAAGACGAGGCAUAUUCAUCCCAACUGUUUCAAGAAGUUUGUCUUCGACAACGUCAAGGAGCUGGACACUCUUCUCAUGCACAACAGGGUCUUUUGUAUUGAGAUCGCUCACGCUGUUUCCACUCUGAAGAGGAAGGCCAUCAUGGAGAGGGCAGCACAGCUGAACAUCAGAGUUACGAACGGAGCAGUUUGUCUGCACAGCCAGGAGGACGAAUACAAAUUCUACGAAGUUGAUGUGAACAGCGUGCCCGGAUCACUUGUCAAGAGAAGCGGUAUAACUAAAAUGCCCACCAUCCAGCUGUGGAAGGAUGGAGAAAAGCAAGCCGAGGUGUCUGGCGGCAGUGAGGCGUGGGUGGUGAUUGAUAAAGUGAAAGAUAUGAUUCGGAAUGGCUGAUGAUGCCUACCCUGUUUGAGGCUGUGAGCCAAGGAUGGCCUGCAUGGCUGCCACGGCCAACUAACCAACCAUCUGGAAUUCUUGUCAGCUAUCGCGUGCACAACGGUGCCUUGAAAGCUGAAACAUACAAGCAAGCUUCAAACAGAGCAAUCCCCAAGCCGGCAAUGCAUCAGCCCAUUCUUGAAUGUCGUACUUUGGUGGCUGCUGCGUCUUUUUUUUCUUCUUUUUUUUAAUAUUUUUUUUACCAUUUGUUCUGCAAAGUGUGCUCUUUUAGUUCAUACUUCAUACUAACUUCAUAGAUAUGUGACAAUAUAUAGCCUCCUGAUCAGUUGGUGAAACUCGGAUGAAACAGUCUUUCACAGCUCCUCAUUUGUUGUGCUCUCCUGCGUCUCUGCCUACCGUUUAGCGGACAGUUCUGUUCACGAUAUAUAUCCAUAUCUAUGUACAGCCCCGGAUGAGAUGUUGAAACUACGACGAAACAGUUUGCCACGGCCACUCGUUUGUUGUCCUCUUCUCCCUCUCUGCCUACAGUUUGACGAUAUAUGUACAUAUAUUAUAUAUAUAGAUGAGUCGGUGAAACUCCGACGAAACAGUUUGUCACAGCCCCUCGUUUGUUGUCCUCUUCUCCCUCUCUGCCUACAGUUUACCGGGCAGUUCUAUUUGACGAUAUAUAGUAUAUACACAUUAGACACACAUAAAGGUUGGACGCACAUAUACUCAGUCUGCAAGCAGACCAAUGCUGUGGAUGCUGACCAAUGAUUAGGCGGUCGCAGUCAAAGUCUGCCCAGUCGGAAUCGGAGGGUGAAACAGAGCGGAAAGUUGGGAGGUGGUAGACAUAGACUACUCCAUGUGAAUUGUGAGAAAGACGAUUGCAGAAUGUCAACGAGCGGAGACAGUUCGAGUCCGUUGUGGAAUGGUUCAACAUAGAAGCGACUUUUCCUCCGAUUAGCAGCAGCUGUGCUUUGCUGAGGUGUACGCUGUGUGUACGCUGUGUGUACGCUGUGUGUACGCUGUGUGUACGCUGUGUGUACGCUGUGUGUACGCUGUGUGUACCCCUGGGGAUUUUGAUCGCUGCAGGGGAAUGUCGGCAUGAGAGUGUAGACGAUAAUUGGGCUCGGGCGCCACUGUGCCCUGUGCCUUUUACCCUAGAAAGAGACCCUGAGCCCCGCUCUUGUGUCCGUAGUAGGGUUCUUUGGAGGCCUCUCUGUGCAGAGUGAUAUAGGGCCUGCCAUGAGAGAACAGCCCCCUGCAGGGGUGAUGGUCGACGGUUCAAGUCCCCAUGUGAUCAUUAACAAAAAUGCAAUUCAGUA
Molecule: messenger RNA, 1867 nt
Organism: Chara braunii
Lineage: Eukaryota; Viridiplantae; Streptophyta; Charophyceae; Charales; Characeae
Source: the annotation of a GenBank genome assembly